Messenger RNA from Caenorhabditis remanei, 525 nucleotides. RefSeq lists its product as uncharacterized. Gene Ontology annotation, molecular function: protein tyrosine/serine/threonine phosphatase activity. Gene Ontology annotation, biological process: protein dephosphorylation. The record is from RefSeq and is a predicted model, not a curated record. Bases 1 to 525 code for a protein of 174 amino acids. Lineage: Eukaryota; Metazoa; Nematoda; Chromadorea; Rhabditida; Rhabditidae. The transcript has 5 exons. Gene Ontology annotation, cellular component: cytoplasm.
AUGAGUAAUAACAACAAAUCAUUGCUUUCAAUCACACAAGUUCGCCCACACCUUUUUCUAGCGGGGUAUGGGUGCAUCACACCAUCUUUGUUAAAACAAUACAACAUCACACACGCUGUCGAUUGCACAAAUCUCAAAACAAAACCGAUUCCCGGACUUGAUAAAAUUGAGGUUCCUGUUGAUGACAACACACUUGCCAAAAUCACACAGUACUUCGAGCCAGUCGUCAAAUUUGUUGAGGAUGCGAAGCAACAGGGACACAACACGGUUAUCUACUGUGCGGCCGGUGUGAGUAGAAGUGCAACGCUGACCAUAGUCUACUUGAUGGUCACUGAGAAUUUGUCCUUGGAAGAGGCAUAUCUUGAUGUGAACAAAGUUCGCCCAAUUAUUUCUCCAAAUAUCGGAUUCUGGAGACAAAUGAUCGACUACGAGAAAUCGCGCAGUGGAAAUGCGACUGUGGAGUUGAUUAGUGGAAGAAUGGCCCGACCAGUUCCAAGUGUUUAUUUGAGACGAGCAGUCUGCUAA